Molecule: messenger RNA, 879 nt
Organism: Dictyostelium purpureum
Lineage: Eukaryota; Evosea; Eumycetozoa; Dictyosteliales; Dictyosteliaceae
Exons: 2
Coding region: 1-879 (292 amino acids)
Biological process (GO): regulation of transcription by RNA polymerase II
Cellular component (GO): mediator complex; core mediator complex
Molecular function (GO): transcription coregulator activity
Source: RefSeq, a predicted model, not a curated record
AUGCAAAAUAAUGUAUCACCUCCACAACAGCAAGCACAGCAAAUUGAAAAUGUAUCAGCAUUUCCUCCGCCACCUCAAUUUUAUAAAUUAUAUUUAAAUUAUACAAAGGAUCAAUUUAAAGACAGAGAAAAUAAAGAAAAGAUUGAUACCACAACAACAAAUAAUAAUAAUAAUAAUAAUAAUAAUGAAGAAAAACAGCAAUCACAGGAUGACCAACAACAAAUGAAUGUAGAUGAUGAUAAAGAUAAAAAAAAAGAUAAAAAAGCAGAAUUAAAUAAACCAUUACCCCCACCAAUACCACCAAAAAUGGGAUCUCACUAUGUCCAAUUUGGUCAAAAUUAUUCAACUGUUGAUAUGUUACCAUCACUUGAUGAAUCUGGAUCAAAGCAGUUAUACCCCAAAGGUGAUAUUGAACCAAUUGCAGAAUUAAAAAAAUUAAAUAGAUCAAUUUUAUUCAACUAUUUACAAUUACUAGAAACUCUUAUUGAGAAUCCUACCAAUUAUCAAAAAAAAAUAGAUGAUAUCUCUUUAUUAUUUAUAAAUUUUCAUCACCUUUUAAAUAGCUAUAGACCUCACCAAGCUAGAGAAACCUUACUUUCAAUUAUGAAUGAACAAAUUAAACAGAAAUUUCAAUCCAAUGAAACUAUAAAAAAAUCUUUGGAGAUCUGUAAAGAAUCAAUUAAAAAAUCAUUUAACCAUUUACAAGUUGAAACUACAAACCCAAUAACACCAAACCCCAAUAUAAACCCACAAUCUACCGAUGGUUUGGCUCAAACAUCACAACCACAAAAGCCACAACAAAAUCAAAAUAAUGAUAUAAAUAUGGGUGAAACCAAUUGGAUGGAUCAACUUUUAGACGAAAUGUUAGAAAUAAAUUAG